AUGUCCUCACUCAACUCUGAACCCAAACAUAUCCCUCAGCCCGACUGCUCACACGCAUUGUUCCAUGCGGGCCAGUGGCUUGACCACAAGACUGAUACGGUUCAGACCCGUGUGUCAGUGACAAUCUGCAAGCCUUCUGUGUCAGAAGAGGAGGUUUCCAAGGCCGACGCCACCCUUUGGGACUUCAUCCAGGCCAGCCAUGACGAGGAGGUGGAACACAUCGGUGAGGCUGGACUUGCGGCCAUGGAGGAACACGACGACCAGAUGACUGCGUUCAGGAAGCGCAUCUUCGAGUCCGCAGUCCGGAACGCGUACGGUCACUUGAAUCUCGAUUGGAACUUCGAUGACAUUGCCGAUUACCCCCACGCAUUUGCGUGGCAUGAGCAUACAUGCGACCUGGAAGCCAAGCACAAGUCCACACAGACAUCGACCAGCCGCGAGACCCCCGUCACUGAUCCCUCUGCGCUCCGAGUCACCGCAUAUCGCGGCCCCAUUCCGACUCAUGGGCAAACCUUCACCUCCGCGACUUCCAGCCAGGGCACCAAGAAAUCGCGCUUCAGCUUCGCUGGGCUUCUCGGCGGGAAGAAGAAGCCCAAAGACUGA
Molecule: messenger RNA, 603 nt
Organism: Dioszegia hungarica
Lineage: Eukaryota; Fungi; Basidiomycota; Tremellomycetes; Tremellales; Bulleribasidiaceae
Exons: 1
Coding region: 1-603 (200 amino acids)
Source: RefSeq, a predicted model, not a curated record